Molecule: messenger RNA, 4251 nt
Organism: Komagataella phaffii GS115
Lineage: Eukaryota; Fungi; Ascomycota; Pichiomycetes; Pichiales; Pichiaceae
Product: Mucin-like protein
Exons: 1
Coding region: 1-4251 (1416 amino acids)
Biological process (GO): carbohydrate metabolic process
Cellular component (GO): extracellular region
Molecular function (GO): cellulose binding
Source: RefSeq, a predicted model, not a curated record
AUGUUAUCCCUAACAAAACUUUUCAUUGGUAUAAUAUUAGGUGCCUUUGUCGCCGCAGAGCAGUCUGAUGUCGAACCAGCAUGUUAUGCCAGACAGUGGGAGAACACAUUCCCUCCCUCAAAUAUAUACGUGUCUAGUGCAACUUGGGUUCGUGAUAAUGUCUACGAUGUCACUCUUCGCUAUGAAGCCGAGUCCUUGCAUUUGAGGAGUUUGGGAGAGCUCAAAGUUAUCGGCCUUAACUCUCCAGUAUCUGGAACUAAAGUGGUGUACUCCCGAAACUCCAAGAUUUAUGAAAUCAAUGACCCUUCUAGUUGGUCAACUACAAUCAGAGUGAAUGCUAAAGAUUCUGCUGACGGCUGCCAUGUUGAGAUGUAUCCUUUCCAAAUCCAAGUCGAAUGGUGUCAAGCAGGCGCUGACACUGAUGAAUGCAGUUCCUGGCCAUACCCUAGUGUCUACGAUUAUGACAUUGGCUGUGAUAACAUGCAGGAUGGAGUUUCUAGAAAGCACCAUGCCGUUUACAGAUGGCUCAAGCACUCUGUUUCUGGAUGCUCAGCCGCCUCCACAGUUGCCGCUAUCAGUUCUCAAACUACAUCAAGCUCUCAAACUUCAACGAGUUCUCAGUCAUCAUCCAGUACUGCUAUAAGCUCAGUGACUACCCAAACCACACAAACAACUACUAGUGGGGUCCCGAUUUGGGGACAAUGUGGUGGAAAUGGCCACUCUGGGUCAACUAGUUGCGCCGAAGGAGUCUGCGUGUACGUGAACGACUGGUACUACCAAUGCCAACCAGGUGCAUCUACCACCACAACUUCCCAAGCAUCUAGUAGCCAAGUAUUCUCACAGUUAACUACCACCGAGGAGUCUAUUUCCUCCGAGGAAUCCAUUGGACUGACCUCUACUGUGGAAACAACUUCCUCCGCAGAGGUCGUUGAAUCGACUACUUCUGGUAACCAAGCAAUCCCCACUAUCGAGUUUGACGUCGAAAUUGAAUUUCCAGCGGCAGAGAUAACAGAGGAGGAAACUACAGAAACAGAAGAACAAGUGCCACUUCAUGGAAAAUGUGGCGGUAUUGGUCACACUGGCUCAACUACCUGCGCCAAUGGUAUCUGUACAUACGUGAAUGAUUGGUAUUACGAAUGUCUUCCAAGAGAGGCUGAGUCCGAAGAAGAAGUCCCACUUUAUGGUCAAUGCGGUGGUAUAAAUUAUUCUGGAGCAACUAAAUGUGCAGAAGGAGUUUGUACCUAUGUGAACGAUUGGUAUUAUCAAUGUCUCAUAGGUCCUGCAACUGGUACACCGCAAUCAACUUCCAGCACCGACAGUCAAAGUGUUUCUGAGUCAUCCGCUGCUGAAGACUCUACGCCCACUGAGGAGGCUGAAGAAUCAGCUGAGGAGUCUACCUCUACUGAAGAUGCUGAGGAAUCCACUGAAGAUUUUGCUACUACUGAGGAGGUUGAGGAAUCUACCUCUACUGAGGAUGCUGAGGAAUCCACCUCCACCGAGGAGGCUGAGGAAUCUACCUCUACUGAGGAUGCUGAGGAAUCCACCUCCACCGAGGAGGCUGAGGAAUCCACAGAGGAAUCCACAUCUACUGAUGAGGUUGAGGAGUCUACUUCCACUGAGGAGGUUGAGGAAUCUACUGAGGAAUCCACUUCUACUGAGGAUGCUGAGGAAUCCACCUCCACCGAGGAGGCUGAGGAAUCCACAGAGGAAUCCACAUCUACUGAUGAGGUUGAGGAGUCUACUUCCACUGAGGAGGUUGAGGAAUCUACUGAGGAAUCCACAUCUACUGAUGAGGUUGAGGAGUCUACUUCCACUGAGGAGGUUGAGGAAUCUACUGAGGAAUCCACAUCUACUGAUGAGGUUGAGGAGUCUACUUCCACUGAGGAGGUUGAGGAAUCUACUGAGGAAUCCACUUCUACUGAGGAUGCUGAGGAAUCCACUUCCACCGAGGAAGCUGAAGAAUCCACAGAGGAAUCCACAUCUACUGAUGAGGUUGAUGAAUCUACCUCCACCGAGGAGGCUGAGGAAUCCACUGAGGAAUCUACCUCUACUGAGGAUGCUGAGGAAUCCACCUCCACCGAGGAGGCUGAGGAAUCCACUGAGGAAUCCACCUCCACCGAGGAGACUGAAGAAUCCACUGAGGAAUUGACUUCUACUGAAGAGGCUGAAGAAUCCACUGAGGAACCCACAUCUACUGAUGAGGUUGAUGAGUCUACGUCCACUGAUGACGUUGAUGAAUCCACCUCCACUGAGGGCACUGAACAAUUCAGUUCCACUGAUGUUCCUCAGGGAAGACCAGGAUUCGAGAAUCCAACUGAAGAGGUUGAAUCUUCUUCUACAGAGGAGUUCGAGGAACCAACUUCCACCGACGAAACUGACGAAUCGACUGAGGAAGCCACUUCCACUGAGGAAGCAGAAGAAUCUAUCUCCACUGACGAUGUUGAGCAAUCUACCUCCGUAGAAGAAGCUGAGGAAUCUACAGAAGAAUCUACCUCCACCGAGGCUCUUGAGGAGUCUACUUCCACUGGCGACUUUGAGAAUAUUUCUGCCGUUGACGAAGAACUCGAGGAGUCUACUGAAGAAUCUACGUCCACUGAAGAGGUUGAGGAAUCUACCUCUACUGAGGAUGCUGAGGAAUCCACCUCCACCGAGGAGGCUGAAGAAUCCACUGAGGAAUCCACUUCUACUGAGGAUGCUGAGGAAUCCACCUCCACCGAAGAGGCUGAAGAAUCCACUGAGGAAUCCACUUCUACUGAGGAUGCUGAGGAAUCUACUUCCUCUGAUGAGGUUGAGGAAUCCACUUCCACCGAAGAGGUUGAAGAAUCUACUGAGGAAUCCACUUCUACUGAGGAUGCUGAGGAAUCCACCUCCACCGAGGAGGCUGAAGAAUCCACUGAGGAAUCCACUUCUACUGAGGAUGCUGAGGAAUCCACCUCCACCGAGGAUGCUGAAGAAUCUACCUCUACUGAAUAUGUUGAGGAAUCAACUUCAAUCCCUUCUUCAACAUCCGAGCCAUCUCUUUCAACUUCAAUUUCUCCAUCUUCCUCUAGUUCAUUUGAGACUGCCACUGUUACCACCGAUGUGUCAACAACAGUACUUACAACCACCGAUUGUGGCGAGCAGACUUGUUACAAAUCUUUAAUCAUAACCGGUGUUACUGAGAAAACCAUUACAACCAGUGGAAGAACCACAGUCAUCACCACAUACUGUCCUUUGCCCACUGAGACUGUCAUUCCAACUCCUGUCGUUGUCACAUCCACUAUCUAUGCGGAUGAGACAAUUACUGAGACUACAUGCUAUGUCACUGGUGCUAUCGAAAAGACUGUUACUGUCGGUGGAUCCCCAACUGUCGUGACUGUUCACACUACUCUACCAAUCGAAGCCAUAAAACCAACUCCAGUCACUGUUACUUCUACCAUUUAUGCAGAUGAGACUGUUACAAAGACUACAUGUUAUGAAACUGGUGCCAUAGAAAAGACGUACACAAUUGGAGGAUCAUCUACUAUUGUUACAAUUCACACUCCUCUUUCCACUGUGCAGCCAACUCCAGUCACUGUUACUUCUACCAUCUAUGCAGAUGAGACUGUUACAAAGACUACAUGUUAUGUAACGGGUGCUAUAGAGAAGACGUACACAGUUGGAGGAUCUGCUUCUGUCGCCACAGUUUACACCCCUCUGCCAACUGAACCAAGCAAGACAUCAAUUGUAACUUUAACAUCUGUCAUCUCCAACAGUGGAUCCCACCCGUUGACAACUUCCAUUGUGACCGGAGCCGUAGAAAAGACAAUCACAGUUGAUGGAACAGCCUCCAUAGUCACAGUUCACACUCCUAUUGCUUCUGUUUACUCAAGCGCACAUGAACAUUCAAAGGUUACUAAAGCUAUUACACCAUCAACAACUACUAUCAUUAGAGACGUUUGCGAUUCUCACUCCUGCACUCAAGCUACUAUUGAGACUGGUGUAGUUUCCAAAACUAUCACCAUCGGACAAUCUGUUACAACUGUGGUACCAUCAUAUGUUCCUUUGGAACAUGAACAACAGGAAGUACACACUACCGCUGCCACUCCAGUUGAUUCAAGUGUCCACUCUCAAUCAGGAAGCCCAGUUCCACCUGCCAUUACAACACAAUCUUACAGCGCUCAAGCGUCAUCAGUUCCAGUUGCUUCUUAUUACGAGGGCUCUGCCAAUAAUCUGGUGUUUUCAGUGGCUAGUGGAGUUGCGGCAUUGAUUGUUAAUGCAUUGUUCUUAUGA